Molecule: messenger RNA, 1330 nt
Organism: Guyanagaster necrorhizus
Lineage: Eukaryota; Fungi; Basidiomycota; Agaricomycetes; Agaricales; Physalacriaceae
Product: Coproporphyrinogen oxidase
Exons: 1
Coding region: 31-1071 (346 amino acids)
Cellular component (GO): cytoplasm
Molecular function (GO): coproporphyrinogen oxidase activity
Source: RefSeq, a predicted model, not a curated record
GGGUGAUCGACUCUGCAAUACUCCCCCACCAUGGCAAUGCGAAAACGGGCAGAGGAGCUCGUCGUCGAUCUCCAGGACAGCAUCGUCGAGGCUCUCGAGGCCAUCGACCCCGACGCCUCGCCCUUCAAACGCGACUCAUGGACACGCGCCCAGGGCGGCUAUGGCACAUCCUGCGUCUUCGCCGUCCCAUCCAGCGACGACGACGACGACGAUGCCGCGUCACCACCUUCGUCUGUCCUCGAAAAGGCCGGCGUGAACGUCUCUGUCGUCCAUGGCACCCUUCCGCCCUCUGCCGUCCAGCAGAUGCGCGUCAAUCAUGCUACACUUCCCCAGGUCGACGGCGGCCUUCCCUUCUUCGCUACCGGUGUCAGCCUUGUUAUCCACCCUCGCAACCCUAACGCGCCUACCUGCCAUGCCAACUACCGUUAUUUUGAAGUUACCGAAGCUAUUGACCCUGACUCUCAAGAGCCUCCGAAGCCGUUGGUCUGGUGGUUUGGUGGAGGUGCAGACCUUACACCGUCCUAUCUGUUCGAGGAGGAUGCCGUACACUUCCACAAGGUUCACCAGGACACUGCUGCACCCCAUGGCACCCAGAUGUACCCUGCUCUGAAAAAGUGGUGCGACGAAUACUUUUACAUCCCUCAUCGCCAAGAGUCUCGGGGCAUUGGAGGUAUAUUCUUUGACGACCUCAGCAUCGAGCCCCAUCCCCGUCUCACAUCGGACGAGAAGCGGCCCCAGACCGCAGAAGAGAUCUUUUCAUUUGUACACGACAUGGGAGCAGCAUUUAUACCCGCAUAUAUCCCCAUCCUUUCUAAACGCUGUAACCUUCCGUUUACUCCUCGUCAACGUCGCUGGCAGCUCAUUCGCCGUGGGAGAUAUGUCGAGUUUAAUCUCAUGAUUGACCGAGGAACCAAGUUUGGUCUGAAUGCUCCCGGUGCAAGAAUAGAGAGCAUUCUCAUGAGCUUGCCAGAGACGGCGAGAUGGGAGUACAUGUCAGACAUGGGUCAGGAUCCAGAGUCAGAAGAAGGGAAACUUGUGGCGGUCCUAAAGACGCCGAAGCAAUGGGUGUAGAAGAAGCUGAUUAAACAUAUAUAUGUACACUUAGAAUGCCCGGAAAUACCACUCUCCACAAAAGUGCCGCGCUUGGACAUUGGUUUCUAAGAACAAGAUGGUAUAUAUUUCAGCUAUUCUAAUGCACCAAACAAGCUUACUACAGCCACCGGCGCAGGACCUCCCUCCCUAGCUUUUGUUUGUCCACAAUAUGCUAUCACAUAUCGACUUGGAUGCCAAGUCACUGUUGGUGCUGGAGCAAGAGCAGGAACGCGAUGCA